AUGGAUCAUUCUGAGUUGAUGGCUGAACUGCCAGAUAUAGAGAGAAUGACACCUCAGGAAAGGAUAGCUCUUGCCAAAGAAAGGAGAAUAUUACAACUGCGAAGACAUGCGGAAAGGGAGAAUCAACUGCCUCCGCCACGUCCCAGGCAGCAGCGUUUGAAGUUUAGUCCCGAAGUAACACUUUUAGAAGCGACGGGGAGAGCUGAUGCAGCUGAAGUCGAAAGACUGCUUCUCGAAGGAGCAAAUCCUAAUUCUCAUAAUGAGGAUGGUUUAACCCCCUUACAUCAGUGCGCAAUCGAUGAUAAUCAACAGAUUAUGCUACUGCUUUUGAAACACGGAGCUGAUGUUAAUGCUCAAGAUACCGAACUAUGGACCCCUUUACACGCUGCGGCAUGUUGUGCUCAUAUUAACGUAGUUAAAAUUCUGAUAGCUCAUGGAGCGAAUUUGUUGGCCGUAAAUGCCGAUGGUAAUAUGCCAUAUGACAUUUGUGAUGAUGAGAACACACUGGAUGCAAUUGAGAGCGAAAUGGCAGCUAGAGGAAUCACCCAGGCUUUCAUUGACGACCAGAGAGGAGCUCCGGAAAAGGCUAUGUUAGAUGAUAUGAAGGCUUUAUAUACACAAAGGCAACCAUUAGAUGCCAGACAGUGUGAUGGAAGUACUUUUUUACACGUCGCUGCCUCAAAUGGUUAUUACGACGUAGCUGCUUAUUUAUUGAAAUGUGGAGUUUCACCAUUAGCAAGAGAUAACGAUUUGUGGCAGCCUAUCCAUGCUGCGGCUUGUUGGUCUCAACCUGAUCUCAUAGAACUUCUAUGCGAAUAUGGUGGGGAUAUCACUGCUAAAACUGCUACCGGAGAAAUGCCAAUUGAUCUUUGUGAGGAUAUGACAACUCAAUCAGUGAUAAACACUAUGCUGCAACAGGAACAAAGAAGAAAACGAUUGGCAUUCGGAGUUAGAGAUAGCCGACGUCAGAGCCGAAAGAGAAAGAAGUUUGAAUCCCCUCAACAACCUUCGUCCGGUGGAGAUAAUCCAUUCUCUGCUCGUGGAGCUAUUCGAAGAUUAUCACUGCGAGAUAAGAGUGGCAUGACUCUAGCAAGAAUAGAAGCUCAAAAAGAAGGAGCCGAUAUCAUAAGGUCAUGGUCAAAAGAAGACGUAUCUCAAAACGAUGUAACAACCACUCCGCUACCUCAGCAGAACAGAGAGUCUCCUAAUAAGCGAAUAAUAAAAAGUGCUGGAAAUAAAACUAAGCCAAUGUCACCAGAUGAAUGGUUGAAGAAGUUGGAAAAAGCCGAGGAUGAUGACGAUGAAACCUCCCCCAGACGGAUGGGCAGUCAACGUCGACGACCCAAGAAAGGUGGCCAAAUGGAAAUGCAAGAUUUACGACCUAAUGAUGACAGUAUUCGGAACAAAAAAGGCUGUUGUUGCGUUAUUUCUUAG
Messenger RNA from Auanema sp. JU1783, 1434 nucleotides. The record is from the annotation of a GenBank genome assembly. NCBI's taxonomy places the organism in Eukaryota, Metazoa, Nematoda, Chromadorea, Rhabditida, Rhabditidae.